AUGGUGGAUUGGCUUGUGUAUUCUUAUCCCUCCUGGGAGUACCCUUUCGGAUUGCACCUGUGGCCCAUUUUCGACAAGGUGUACGCUAAGAUUGCGGGAUUCCCAGCCUCUGAGUUUGAGUUCGUCCAGGGUGAAACUUUUAUGGGAAACUUCCAGUCAUGUGCUCUGGUGAUCGUUUUAUACUACGUGAUCGUCUUUGGUGGUCAGGCUAUUAUCCAGAAGUUUGAUCUUCCUCCUAGAAAGCUGAGCGUGUUGUUCCACAUCCACAACCUGCUGCUCACGUUUGGCUCUUUGACACUUCUGCUCGUGAUGGUAGAGCAACUGAUCCCAAUGGUUCACGAGCACGGAAUCUUCUGGUCCAUCUGCUCCAAGGGUGCUUUCACCCAGAAGCUGGUGGCCGUGUACUAUCUCAACUUCUUGACCAAGUUCUACGAGCUCAACGAUACCGUGUUCCUCAUUCUCAAGCGCAAGAAGCUGCUCUUCCUGCACACCUAUCACCAUGGUGCUACUGCAUUGCUAUGUUACACCCAACUUGUGGGCCACACCUCUGUUGAAUGGGUCCCUAUUUCCCUCAACCUGGCAGUCCACGUCGUGAUGUACUGGUACUACUUCCAGACCUCUAGAGGAAUCAAGAUCUGGUGGAAGGAAUGGGUCACUCGUUUCCAGAUCAUCCAGUUUGUCCUAGACCUUUUCUUCGUGUACUGGGCCACCUUCAUCUUCUACAGCGACAAGUGGUUCCCCAACCUCUUCCACUCGAAAGGAAGCUGCUAUGGUAAGGAAGAGGCCGCUGCAUACGGCUACCUGAUCCUGACCUCCUAUCUGGUGCUCUUUAUCUCUUUCUACAUCAAAGUGUACAAAUCCGGUGCCAACAAGAAGGCUGCGAAGAAGGCUGCUGACAAAAUCAAGGCAGAGGGUAUUUCCUCGGCUGUUCCAUCGGGAUCUCCAAUCACUUCUAGAACGAGAACUAGAAAGGCAUAA
This is a messenger RNA of Kuraishia capsulata CBS 1993, 978 nucleotides long. RefSeq lists its product as uncharacterized. Gene Ontology annotation, molecular function: fatty acid elongase activity. Bases 1 to 978 code for a protein of 325 amino acids. The transcript has a single exon. Lineage: Eukaryota; Fungi; Ascomycota; Pichiomycetes; Pichiales; Pichiaceae. Gene Ontology annotation, cellular component: endoplasmic reticulum membrane. The record is from RefSeq and is a predicted model, not a curated record. Gene Ontology annotation, biological process: sphingolipid biosynthetic process; fatty acid elongation, saturated fatty acid; fatty acid elongation, monounsaturated fatty acid.